AUGCACUACAAGACGCACGUGCCGACGCGUUUUUCUGUUGACGACCAAAUGGCAGAGGCACUGGCGUCGCAGGAGCUCAUGGGGAUCCGUCAGCGGAAGCACUUUCUCAAGCUCUUCCGCAAGUAUUCCAAGGUGAAGAAGACGGCGAUUGACUGGAGCGCGGUCAAGCCGCCACCGAACGGUAUGCUGACCAACACUGCGUCGGUGGAGAGCUGUCCGAACGACAGGAACCUCCGUCACGAGCUGCUGGACAAGUUGGUCAUUUUGAAGCUGAAUGGCGGGCUAGGCACGACGUUGGGAUGUGAGGGACCCAAGAGCGCGAUUGAAGUGCGCCAGGACUUGUCGUUUCUUGACCUUACUGUGCGCCAAGUGGAGUACUUGAACAGCGUGUAUGGCGUCGAUGUACCGCUUGUGCUUAUGAAUUCGUUCAACACGCAUGAGGAGACGGUGCGCAUCAUUCGGAAGUACCGUAUGCACAACCUGAGCAUUCACACGUUUAAUCAGAGCUGCUAUCCUCUCAUCGUCAAAGAGACAAUGUUGCCGCUACCUAAUACGAAGUAUGACCGCUCGACGCGAGACAGGUGGUUUCCACCAGGUCAUGGUGAUGUCUACAACGCGCUGUUUGAGUCUGGGCUAUUGGAGAAUCUGAUCAAUCAAGGCAAGGAGUAUAUCUUCAUUUCGAACGUCGACAACCUUGGCGCCACUGUCAACCUGGAUAUGCUCUAUUACAUGAUCAACGAAGACUCCGAGUUUGUCAUGGAAGUGACUGAGAAGACCCGUGCCGACGUUCAAGGAGGGACCCUAGUAAGCUAUAAGGACAAGCCUCAUCUCCUGGAGGCAAGUCAGGUGCCACCGGAACACAUGGAUGAUUUCCGCGCAAUCAACAAGUUUGAGACGUUCAAUACGAACAAUCUCUGGGUGAAUUUGCGCGCGAUCCAAAGGCUCGUCGCACAAGAUCUCAUUGACAUUGAGCCGCUUGUUACCUUCCGUACUGUGAAGUGCCACAAGGUUGUACAGUUGGAAACUGCGGCAGGUGAGGCGAUCCACCUCUUCAAGAACUUUAUUGGGCUGAAGGUGUCACGCUCGCGUUUCUUGCCCGUGAAAUCCUCGUCGGAUCUCUUCCUGGUUCAGUCGAAUCUGUAUCAGAUCAAACACGGUAGUCUAAUUAUGAAUCCGGCACGAAUCACACCGUCCAUCCCGAUCGUGAAGCUUGGACUUGAGUUUCAGAGCGUAAAGGAGUAUCUAGCACGCUUCGAUCAUGGCAUUCCUGACAUCACGGAGCUAGACCACCUCACGGUCGCCGGUGACGUCAAGUUCGGCUCUAACAUCAAACUCAAGGGAACGGUGAUUCUUGUCGCAAACGAGGGUGCUCAUAUUGACCUCCCCGAAGGAACGGUGCUAGAAAACAAGGUGGUGACCGGCAACUUGCGUAUCUUGGAUCACUAA
This is a messenger RNA of Peronospora matthiolae, 1446 nucleotides long. The record is from the annotation of a GenBank genome assembly. NCBI's taxonomy places the organism in Eukaryota, Oomycota, Peronosporomycetes, Peronosporales, Peronosporaceae.